AACAGUGAUGUCAGCGCUUAGAACUCAGAACGCAUGCGUUUAUCGGUCACAGCCAGGCAGGGGGAUCCUGUUUGUAGUCAGCCAAAGAGGAAGACAUAGGCAUCUGGCUUGGGUCAUCAUUGCGUUCAAGAAAAGCAUUCGCUAGCUCCAAAAAGAAGACCCACCCUCCUGCCCUUUAUUUAUCCACACCAUUGAAACGACAGUCUGAGAAGCAAAAACGCAGCUUCUAAAAAAAACAAAACAAAAAAAAAAACACAUAGGGAGACGAGCUACGAAGCGGACACAGGAGCGAUAUUUCGCCCCCAGCUUUUGUAUUAUUAAAUCGAGUCCUCACUUUAGAGGAUGAGGUUGGCGAGAAACAGCAGACGGUGCUCAGCAGUAGAUGGAGAUGGGAAGGAGGAGCUGGCUCCCCCAUUCAGGAACCCCUUUGUGCAUGAUAUACGAUUCACUCUACUGCAGAAAGCACAGAUUGCAGUAAUGACAGUGACGCUGUUUCCUAUCCGCCUCUUCUUCGCUGCGUUCAUGAUGUUGCUGGCCUGGCCCUUCGCAUUCCUCGCCUCCAUGGGGCGCUCAGAAAAAGUAAUAGAGCCCCUCUCAUGGUGGAGAAAAGUCUUUGAUGUUCUGCUCAAAGUAAUAAUGCGGGCAAUGUGGUUUGCUGGGGGGUUCCACUGGAUGACUGUGAAGGGACGUCAGGCGCUGCCCACGGAGGCUCCGAUCCUGACGCUUGCGCCGCAUUCCUCUUACUUCGACGCAAUUCCUGUCACCAUGACCAUGGCCUCUAUCGUAAUGAAGGCGGAAAGCAAGGAUAUUCCAGUUUGGGGAACCUUGAUCAAGUACAUUCGUCCAGUGUUUGUCUCCCGUUCAGAUCAGGAUUCCCGGAAAAAAACUGUAGAAGAGAUAAAGAGGAGAGCUCAUUCAGAAGGAAAAUGGCCUCAGAUAAUGAUAUUCCCUGAGGGAACUUGCACUAACAGGUCCUGUCUGAUCACAUUCAAGCCUGGGGCAUUUAUUCCUGCCGUCCCUGUGCAGCCUGUGGUACUCCGUUAUCCCAACAAAAUGGAUACAAUCACAUGGACAUGGCAGGGGCCUGGAGCGUUCGACAUUCUAUGGCUUACUUUGUGCCAGUUACAUAAUGUUGUGGAAAUUGAGUUCCUACCAGUCUAUACGCCAUCUGAAGAGGAAAAGAAGAAUCCAGCUUUAUUUGCCAACAAUGUGAGGCGCUUGAUGGCAAAGGCCUUGAAGGUUCCAGUUACAGAUUACUCAUUUGAGGACUGCCAGCUAGCAAUGGCCGAGGGCCAGCUGAAGCUUCCGGCGGAGACAUGCCUCUUGGAGUUCGCCAAACUUGUCAGAAGACUCAGCUUGAAGCCUGAGAAGGUUGAAAAGGACCUUGAGGAGUAUGCGGAGAGAGCCAGAAAGACCAAAGGGAAAAGGCUCGACUUGGAGGGGUUUGCAUCCUAUUUGAACCUCACAGUCUCUGACACUCUGAAAGAUAUGUUUGCACUAUUUGAUGAGAAGGAGGAUGGCACAAUGGAUGCCCGAGAGUAUGUGAUUGCCUUAUCUGUAGUAUGCAGACCUUCUAAAACUCUUGCAACGAUACAACUAGCUUUUAUGAUGUAUGAGUCAGAACAAGAUGGAAUGAUUUUAGAAGAGCAUUUAGCCUGCAUUCUGAAGACUGCCUUAGGAGUGUCAGAACUGAAUGUAACAGAUUUGUUUAGAGCAAUUGAUAUUGUGGACAAAGGAAAAAUCACUUUCGAUGACUUCAAUGACUUUGCAGAACAGAACCCUGACUUUGCAGAGGAGUACCUCUACCCAGACCAGACACGUUUCCUAAGCAGUGCAGAGACCCCGUCAGCCCAGAUCGCAAAUGGAUUCUGCACAGACUUCAGCCCCGCAGGUCAAUACGAAGAGGAAAGGAGGCCACUGCGGAAGAAACUUAACUGAGUGGUUACAAAAGUGCCUGUCUCCUCUCCUGGUGAGAGUAAAAAGGCUAAUGCCAAGAGUGUGCUACAUGGUCAGUCAGACAUAUGUGGGAAUAACUUAACUGUGCGAACAUGCUAAUCCCCCCCACCCCCACCCUUGUAUUUAUAAUUUCCUAAUUGUUUUUUUUUGUCGCUUGGGAUAAUUUUUUUCUCUUUUUUGUUCAAAUGGUAUUUAAAAAAGGAAUCUGAAAGCCACAAAAUGGAAAUGUGAUUCAUCUGUAAAAGUACACUUAAGGCAAACCAAGCACUUAUUAUUUUUUGGUUUUGUUUUAAGAACAGUGUAACGUAUAGACUGUGCAUGUUUUAAAACAAAAAAGUCAAUUGGGGGGGGGGGGGGGGGGGGGUGUAGCUCCUGUUGUGUUUAGUGCACCUUGUUUAGUGAUUUAUAGUGUUGUAUUCAUUUUGUGAGAGGUUUGUUUUUGUGUUAGCGUAACUAUAGUUUAAGAAGCUUUUGAAAACAAAAAAGUGUUUGCGUAGGAUUGUUUUGAAAUGCUAAUUUCAAACUGUAUUAGGAUAAUGUACAGGGGUCUGACAAAAUGGCCUUCUAGCACACGCUAUAGUGUAACAGCUUAGGGCCUUUAGAACUGGUGGUUUUUGGUUACUGACUAGUUCUCAUGAUUGGUCAGAUUUCCAUGAGCAAGCAGCCUGGCAGGAAUGGUGAUUUGCUGUUUACUCAAAGUGUACCAGUCAAAAGUGGAGCUCAGGGAAUCAAAAAUGGAAGAGUAAAAGAAAACAUUAAAGGGUUAAGAUGGGGGAGAGAGAAAGGUAGGUCAAACAUACAUUAGAAAAACACAAAUGCAAUUUAAUAUCUAUACAAUAUAUACACAUUUACCAGGUUGUAUGUGAUAAUUGGCUGAACUGUGAAGCUUUAAAGCUAAACCCUACUGGAAGUUAUAUUCUUUUAACCUUAAUGUGAAGGAAACUUUCAGAUAUUAAAAUCCUCGGUGGACCAAAAAAAAAAGAGCAAAGACCAAAAUCUGGCCAAUGUUGGGUUUUUUUGUGUAUUGUUUACAUGGAUCACAUUUUGUUGACAUACAUAUUGAUUUCUCAGCCUGAAUGUGGUAUUUGCAUUUGUCAACAGCAUGACAUCACGUUGACCUGCUCCACUUCAUAAGUUCUUCUUGCCUUAAAGUAAGAAUUAAGAUUCCAGUUCAAAUUCUCUAAAACACUCUCACAUUCCACGCCCUGUCCAGCUUACUGUACAAUCAGCUCGAAAAUAAAUUGUUACAGUGGUAGUUUAUUUACAUUUACAGAGAAACACUUUGCUUAGCACUGCCAUGUCAAAACUUAUUUGGAAAUGGAUGAAUAAGAAAGUCAACACACCAAGCCGCACACAACCAAACCCAAAUAUAUAUUCUAGAAAACAUGGAUGUUACAGUAUCAAAUCAGUCAAAUAAAAUACCAUUAAGAAAAAAACUAUUGUAAAUAUAAUAGCCUAUUUUAAUAUAUAAAAUCUAAAAGAGUGUUAAUUUCAUUCUCUUUUGCUAUUAUAACACGAAAGAAUAAAGUUAUCGUCCAAAUGGUUUCCUAACUUUAUAAAUGUGACCUUUGUGCUUCAUUGUUCUUUGGAGCAUUGCUUUGAAGCCUGUGAAAAGAACUUUUUUUAAGUUUAGAAAGUAUAAGGCAAAGCUUGUUCAGGGUUGCCAAAAAGUUUGCCCAAAUGACUUUGCCUUUUAGUACAUUGACCGUACUUUUAUCAUAGUUGUUUAAUAGAUGUGGCAGUGGGAUAUACUGUUCAGUUAGCUUGUUUAAGCUCUGCUUCAGAAUGCUAUGUUUUUUUUGUUUUUUAUUAUUAUUAUUAUUUCUGGGGGAGUUUGGUGUUUUGUUUACCAUGGAGAGCCAAAAAACGGAAAAUCCUUGCUACAUAGCUUGUGGCUGAGCUUUUCUGCAGGUAGCUCCCUUCAUUUUGUAUCUUCCUCCUUGGGUUUCUCUGGAGCAAAACAAUAAGAUCUUAAGUGCAGAAAAUCUUAGUGAUACAUUAAAGUCACCAAAAAACAUCUACCAUUGAUCUUUUGGUAAAAGUUUUUCACUUUUAUUAACAAACCAUUGUAUAUACUAAUUUGGAUACAUAAAAAGUAUGGUUGCAUGUGUAGAUUGCACAAAGUUGAACCAAAGUGGGAUACUGUAAACAGAUAGUGGGCUCAAAACUUUUACUGUAGAAUGCAGACACACUAUUUUCCAUUUCUUCUGUUUUGCUUUCUUAUAAGAUAUGUCUCCCCCAGAAUGUACUGUAUUUCAGAUAUUCCGUAUACAGGGCAUUAUGUGAAUAUGCAUAUAAAUGAAUGGUUAUACAUGUACUCUUCUGAUCUGUACUCCGCGAGCAAGUGGAGCUGUGCCAAGACAUGGUGAUUUAUGUAUUAGUAAGUCUAUACAAAAAAAAACAAAAACCAAAAAAACACUUUAUAUUACUUUAAAUUAUAAACAUAGGUGUAUUCAAACACUUUAAUAAAUUAUAAACAUAGAUGUACUCGCGGCAUUCCAUAUCAACACCAUUCAAAGUGAGAGAAUUAAAUGUUUUUUAGUUGUUUUUUUUUUUCCCCUAGUCUUUUACAUUUGGUUUCUCCAAUCUAACCCAGCAUUCCCCUUGCAAUACAAUGGCUAUACUCUGUUUCCUUGAAAAAUAGUAACAAUAUCAGAUUGUGGACUUGGAACAAGUAAAGAUAUUCCGUGGUUUCCAUUAUAGUUCAUUAUUUUAACCCUAAAAAGUAUGGCUGUCAUUGGGCAGUUUUCUGACCAUGUUUUGCAAACUGCAGACUUGCUUUUGUGUGGUGUCCUGGAGACCAAAUCACUAUGUGAUUUCAGUGUAGUUGCACAAGCUGGAAAACAACACAGCAGUUUACAAAGGUAAAUGUUUGUGAGACCCGGUCUGGGAAACCUAUUCAUGGUACAUGAUUUUUUAAACAGCAUCUUAAAAUAAGUCCAACGGGUUUCCAGUGUGAUCCAGUAAUAAAAAAUGCCCUUUUCUGUACCUUUUUAGUCAAAAACUGCUUUAUAAAUGCCAGAAAACAUUUGAAAAAUAUGCAAGGCAGGGAACAAGGGGAAGUUUUUGUUUUCUUCACUUUUGCCUGACACUAAGAAAGAUGAUGUUAUUGCGAUCCAGGUUUAUUUUAUUUUUUUUAUUUUUUUAUUUUUUUAUUUUUUUGCUCAAUGUCAAAGGAUGAAUGACAUUGAAACACAUUCUGCUGUUUGAAGUCAGCCUGUGUCAUUGUGACUGUUGAUAACUGACCAUAUUCAUUUAAAUCGUUUAUAAAAAU
Molecule: messenger RNA, 5230 nt
Organism: Polyodon spathula (Mississippi paddlefish)
Lineage: Eukaryota; Metazoa; Chordata; Actinopteri; Acipenseriformes; Polyodontidae
Gene: lpcat1
Product: lysophosphatidylcholine acyltransferase 1
Exons: 14
Coding region: 343-1938 (531 amino acids)
Molecular function (GO): calcium ion binding
Source: RefSeq, a predicted model, not a curated record